Molecule: messenger RNA, 2140 nt
Organism: Sturnus vulgaris (Common starling)
Lineage: Eukaryota; Metazoa; Chordata; Aves; Passeriformes; Sturnidae
Source: RefSeq, a predicted model, not a curated record
CAGAGCUGCCUUGACAACCCAUGAGUCUGGAUUAGUAGAACCAAGAAGAAAUUCCUUCAAUAAUGACUCUUUCUUCUUGAGGAGUAGUGACUGAUUCAUUAGGUGUGUGCCUGAUUCUUCUCCUCACUGACUGAUAAAACAUAAUUUAUCAUGAGAACAUUUAUUAAAUCCUGGAUUCCUCAGUGUUUGUGGAUUCUCAGGUCACCUUCCAGAUCAUUCCACGGAAACAACAGGCUUCUUACAUCUCAGAUUGUUUCCUACUAUGAACCUAUAAACCAGUGUACAAAGGAACUUCCAGAAUAUUUCAACUUUGCUAGUGAUGUCUUAGAUGAGUGGGCACGACUGGAAAAGGAUGGAAGAAAACCAGCAAAUCCAGCUUUUUGGUGGGUCAAUGAUGAGGGAGAGGAGGUGAAGUGGAGCUUUGAGGAGCUGGGCUCUCUGUCCAGGAAGGCAGCCAAUGUCCUUUCUGAGGCCUGUGGUUUGCAGAGAGGAGACAGAGUCAUUGCAGUUCUGCCUCGUGUUCCUGAGUGGUGGCUCCUGAAUGUGGCCUGCAUGCGAACAGGAAUUGUCCUUAUUCCAGGAACAUCCCAACUAACAGCCAAAGACAUCUCAUACCGACUCCAGGCUUCAAAGGCCAAGUGUAUCAUUACCAGUGACACACUGGCACCUGCAGUGGAAUCUGUCCUGCCUGGCAGCCAGUUCCUGAAAAGUAAACUCAUUGUAGGCCAAGGGAGCAGGGCUGGGUGGCUGAACCUCAAAGAACUCCUUGCGGUUGCAUCUGCUGACCAUCAAUGUGUCAAGACGAGGAGCCAAGACCCAAUGAUAGUGUAUUUUACCAGUGGAACUACAGGCUUCCCAAAAAUGGUGGUGCAGUCCCACAGCAGAUAUGGCAUUGGAUUUACAAUCUCUGGCAGGUAUUGGAUGAACUUGACUCCUUCAGAUAUAAUGUGGAAUACCUCUGAUACUGGCUGGGCAAAAUCAGCCUGGGGCAGUGUUUUUACACCAUGGAUCUGUGGAUCCUGUGUCUUUGUACACAAUAUGCCACAGUUUAAACCAGAAGUUAUUGCAGAGACUCUCUCAAGAUAUCCCAUCACCACCUUCUGCACGGCUCCCACCGCCUUCCGCAUGCUGGUCCAACAUGAUGUGAGCAGGUACAGCAGGGAGGGGAGGGAGGCUGGGGUACAGUGCUGGGACAGCUCUGCAUGCUUAGCUGUCCGUGUCCCUCAGUGGCCUGCACGGAGCUGGAGCAGAUGUUCCUGUGAGCUGAUCAAAGCACUGCUGCUGUGUCUGUCCUUUCUGCAGAUCGUAGAUGAGCACGGGGCCGUUGUGCCUGCAGGAGAAGAGGGCACCAUUGCUGUGCGAGUGCAGCCCACGCGACCCUUCUGUCUGUUCUCCGAGUACUUGGAUAGUCCAGAGAAAACUGCUGCCUCUGUGCGUGGAGAUUUUUAUCUCACUGGAGAUAGAGGCACUAUGGAUGAAGAGGGAUAUGUGUGGUUUGUUGGAAGAGCUGAUGAUAUCAUUAAUUCUGCUGGGUACCGCAUUGGCCCAUUUGAAGUGGAGAGUGCAUUGAUACAGCACCCAGCAGUCUCAGACGUGGCUGUUGUCAGCAGUCCUGACCCAGUGCGAGGGGAGGUGGUCAAAGCCUUCAUUGUUUUAGCUCCUGAUUUUGUAUCACACGAUCCAGAAAAAUUAACUCUUGAACUCCAACAACAUGUCAAGAAGGUGACUGCACCUUACAAGUAUCCAAGGAAGAUGGAGUUUGUUCAGGAGCUGCCAAAGACAACUACUGGGAAAAUCCAGAGAAAAGUUCUAAGGACCAAAGAGUGGGCAAACAUAUAAAAAGAGCAAGAGGAUUCUGGGAAGCAAGGAGAGAAAUGUUCCAUUAGCUGUACCAACCAAAACACAUCCAACAUGGCACAUGUUUAUGACCCAGAACACCUGGAAACAUUGGGAAAAACAAACUGUGGAAGAAAAAGUAGAAAACACCCAUAUGGCUUGAGGAUAUGUGCUAUUGGAACCACUUUUGUCAUUGACCUACAAAUUUUCCAAAGGAAGGACUUGCAAGUUAUUCAGAGUGUGAAAUGGCAAAGAGAAAGGACAGACCCAAGUGCAUACAAAGAUUUAAUUUUUUUACUGGAUA